CGCGACACCACAUUGCUUGAAAGGUCAUUCUCCGGGGUUGCAGUGUCGGAACGAUCGCUAGAUACGGAUCCUUGGGCCUAUGAAAUGGCUCAAUUUACUCAUGCCUCCGUAUGGAAGUUGGCAUGAACACGUGCGGCCUAUGAGUGGCUCUCGUCUGGAAACUCUGUAUCGCCUGUCGAUCUGCACCCCUCGACAACAAGAAGAGAUAUGAACACGCGAACGACCAGUAUCAUGAAUUCCAGAAAUGUCUGCAGUCCACUUAGUCGCCUCAGCAUGUCUCCUGUACACUCUAUCCUCUUUGCCCUUGCUGCUUCUACCGUAUCUACUUUUGCGAUCCCCAUCCUUCAACCCACAGACGUCCUCCGAUUAGAUGCUCAUGGCUCUUUCCAGCUCAGCGUCUUCAGCGAUCUGCAUUUCGGUGAAGCUCAAGACACGUUAUGGGGCCCCGAGCAAGACAUCAACAGUGCCAAGGUCAUAACCUCGGUUCUCAAUGCUGAGCCCAACGCUGCCUUGGCUAUCCUCAAUGGUGACUUGAUCACUGGAGAGAACACUUUCCUCCACAACUCUACUAAAUAUCUGGACUCCGUAGUGGCUCCGCUAGUGAAACAUGGCAUGAGCUGGGCUAGUACCUAUGGCAAUCACGAUAGCGACUUCAAUCUCUCACGCGAAGGCAUCUUCGCUGAGGAGUCAAAGUAUCCGCUCAGUCGUACAAGGAAGAUGGUCUCUGCCUCCGAUGCUGGAGUAUCGAACUACUACUUACCUGUGUAUGGCAACGCAUCGGCCGUGCCUGAGUUCCUACUCUGGUUCUUCGACUCCCGCGGUGGCAACUACUUCCAACAGAAAUCUGCAGCUGGCAACUCCGUGCCACAACCCAACUGGGUCGCACAAAGUGUUGUCAACUGGUUCACUCAAACUCGAUCCGCUCUAGAGAAGAAUCACAACCGUAUUAUCCCGAGCGUCGCUUUCGUUCAUAUACCCGUCAAUGCCAUGGCUGCUUUCCAGGCCACGGGUGUAAACAAGAAGCGUGAGCCUGGUAUCAACGAUGAUAACCCUCUGGCUCAACAAGGAUCUGCAUCAGGCCAAGGCGACGUUAGUGGUACAACUUUCAGCUACAAUGGCCAAGACAUUCCCUUCAUGCAAGCACUCCUCGACACAAAGGGGCUCAAAGCAGUCUUCUCUGGACAUGACCAUGGCGAUGACUGGUGUUUCAGGUGGACCUCGAAGCUCAAGGGUAUGAAUCUGACAGGAAACGGUAUAGACCUCUGUUUCGAUCGACGAAGUGGAUAUGGCGGCUAUGGGUCCUGGACAAGAGGUAGCAGACAAGUGGUUCUGCAGAAGGACAAAGAAGAGGUCGAGACCUGGGUAAGAAUGGAGGAUGGAAGCGUGAGUGGAAAAGUCACUUUGAAUGGGACUUACGGGCAAGAUUCUUAUCCAGCUGUCCGAUCGUAGUCAAAUGUCAAAACACCUAUCUCUCUCCAGAA
This is a messenger RNA of Aureobasidium subglaciale EXF-2481, 1481 nucleotides long. RefSeq lists its product as uncharacterized. The record is from RefSeq and is a predicted model, not a curated record. Bases 274 to 1449 code for a protein of 391 amino acids. Gene Ontology annotation, cellular component: cytoplasm. NCBI's taxonomy places the organism in Eukaryota, Fungi, Ascomycota, Dothideomycetes, Dothideales, Saccotheciaceae. Gene Ontology annotation, molecular function: hydrolase activity, acting on ester bonds. The transcript has a single exon.